Messenger RNA from Lemur catta (Ring-tailed lemur), 1097 nucleotides. Its product is annotated as ferritin heavy chain-like. Gene Ontology annotation, cellular component: cytoplasm. Bases 86 to 952 code for a protein of 288 amino acids. The transcript has a single exon. NCBI's taxonomy places the organism in Eukaryota, Metazoa, Chordata, Mammalia, Primates, Lemuridae. The record is from RefSeq and is a predicted model, not a curated record. Gene Ontology annotation, molecular function: ferrous iron binding; ferric iron binding. Gene Ontology annotation, biological process: intracellular iron ion homeostasis; iron ion transport.
UGUAACACAGGAAACAGAAGAGAACUUUAUGAAAUAAUUCAAAUUUGUAUUCCAAGAACUUUAAGGAAGACAAUAGGCUUAUAAAAUGAGAACGCACUCUUACAGACGGGAACCAUUAGAGGACAAGAGAAAGUCUUUGGGCACUGGAAUAUUAUUGCAGAAUUCAAAAUUCAACGGAGGCCAGACAGUGUUGAGUCACCCAGGUUGCACACGGAACUCUGCACUUCGGCUCCUCACCCCCGGCGGCCAGGGGUCCCGAGGGCGCACUUCCGGUCCCAGGGCACACCCGCUGCCAUUCACCAGCCACCUGACCUGGAUCCUGCCCUCUGUGGCGCUUGGGAGCAGACUUUGUAGUCUGACCAUUGUCCUAUUCACCGCACACGCGCCGCCCACCAUGGCCACGGCUGUGCCCUCGCAGGUGCGCCACAACUACCACCCCGACUGUGAGGCCGCCGUCAACAGCCACAUCAGCCUGGAGCUCCGCGCCUCCUACGCGCACCUCUCCGUGGCCUUCUACUUCGACCGCGACGACGUGGCCCUGAAGCACUUCUCCCGCUACUUCCUGCGCCGGUCGCACCAGCAGAGGGAGCACGCCGAGAAGCUGAUGGGCCUGCAGAACCGGCGCGGUGGCCGCAUCUGCCUUGGCGACAUCAGGAAGCCCGACCGCGACGACUGGGAGAGCGGCCUGCAGGCCAUGACGUGCGCCUUCCGCCUGGAAAAGAGCGUCAACCUGAGCCUCCUGGAGCUGCACGAGCUGGCCACCGACAAGGGCGACGUGCAGCUCUGCCGCUUCCUGGAGAGCCACUGCCUGCAGGAGCCCGUCAAGACCAUGGAGGAGCUGGGUGGCUACCUCACCAGCCUGCGCAACAUGGGGGCCCCGGACGCCGGCCUGGCGGAGUGCCUCUUUGACAAGCUCACCCUGGGCGGCGGCGGCGACCACAAGGGGAACUGAGCUGGGACUGUCCCCACAGCCACGGGUCCCUUCCCCGGGUCAGGCCACAAGGCCGGGCGAGCAUAUUGCCCCUCAGAAGUUGACUUAAGUUUUUUCCUUUCACUUUUACCGUUGUUUCCAAUAAAGUUAUCUGCUUCUUAAAGCA